Haplochromis burtoni (Burton's mouthbrooder) is the source of this 9153-nucleotide messenger RNA. Its product is annotated as neuroligin-1. Gene Ontology annotation, molecular function: signaling receptor activity; neurexin family protein binding. Bases 1 to 1914 code for a protein of 637 amino acids. Lineage: Eukaryota; Metazoa; Chordata; Actinopteri; Cichliformes; Cichlidae. The transcript is spliced from 8 exons. Gene Ontology annotation, cellular component: postsynaptic specialization membrane; cell surface; synapse. The record is from RefSeq and is a predicted model, not a curated record. Gene Ontology annotation, biological process: chemical synaptic transmission; postsynaptic membrane assembly; presynaptic membrane assembly.
AUGAGUGGACAGGAGAAUGAGCGAGAAGAUAUUAAAAUAAUAUCUACUAUUUUUAAUUUGUCCUCUCAUCCAGGUUUCCUGAGUACCGGUGACCAAGCAGCAAAAGGGAAUUAUGGCUUGUUGGAUCAGAUCCAGGCUUUGCGCUGGACCAGUGAGAACAUUGCAGCCUUUGGCGGCGAUCCAUUGCGAAUCACUGUGUUUGGCUCCGGAGCUGGAGCUUCCUGUGUGAACCUGCUCACGCUGUCUCACUACUCAGAGGGAAACCGCUGGAGCAACUCAACAAAAGGCCUGUUCCAGAGGGCCAUCGCUCAGAGCGGCACAGCUCUGUCUAGCUGGGCUGUCAGUUUUCAGCCUGCCAAAUAUGCUCGAAUGCUGGCUCGGAAGGUAGGCUGCAACCUGGAGGACACUGUGGAGCUUGUGUUGUGCCUGCAGAGAAAACAUUACAAGGAGCUUGUGGAUCAAGACAUCCAGCCGGCCCGUUAUCACAUUGCCUUCGGCCCUGUUAUUGAUGGCGAUGUUAUACCUGAUGACCCUCAGAUUUUAAUGGAACAAGGUGAGUUCCUCAACUAUGAUAUAAUGCUGGGAGUGAACCAGGGCGAGGGCCUUAAGUUUGUCGAGCUUAUCGUGGACAAUGAGAAUGGCGUCCAAGCUAAUGACUUCGACUACGCCGUGUCCAGCUUUGUGGAUGACCUUUAUGGCUACCCAGAAGGAAAAGACAUCCUCCGAGAGACCAUCAAGUUUAUGUACACUGACUGGGCUGAUAGGCAUAAUCCAGAGACACGCCGGAAGACACUCCUAGCACUUUUCACCGAUCACCAGUGGGUAGCACCAGCAGUUGCCACAGCUGACCUGCACUCCAGUUUUGGAUCUCCAACCUACUUCUAUGCUUUCUACCACCACUGUCAGACGGAACAGGUACCACCCUGGGCAGAUGCAGCACAUGGAGACGAGAUCCCAUAUGUGUUUGGCCUGCCUAUGAUUGGACCAACAGAGCUGUUUCCCUGCAAUUUCUCCAAGAACGACGUUAUGCUCAGUGCUGUGGUUAUGACCUACUGGACAAACUUUGCCAAGACAGGGGACCCAAACCAGCCUGUACCCCAGGACACCAAGUUCAUCCACACUAAGCCCAAUCGUUUUGAAGAAGUGGCAUGGACACGCUACAACCAGAAAGACCAGCUUUACCUCCACAUUGGCCUGAAGCCCCGGGUCAAAGAGCAUUACCGUGCCAAUAAGGUCAACUUGUGGUUGGAGCUGGUUCCUCAUCUACACAGUCUCAAUGAGGUCACCCAGCUCAUCCCAACCACCACCAAGAUUCCUCCACCAGAGACUACUAAUCGAAUACCGAAGACCAACGUUCUGGUGACCAAACGUCCUAACCCAACCCCAUUCCCCACUGAGACACAGGACAGUCACAACCAACCACAUCUUGUGGACCAGCGUGACUACUCCACUGAACUAUCUGUAACCAUUGCUGUGGGAGCAUCCCUGCUUUUCCUUAAUAUCCUGGCUUUUGCUGCACUUUACUACAAAAAGGACAAGCGCCGGCACGAUGUUCAUAGACGCUGCAGCCCCCAGCGGAGUGCCGCAAAUGACCUUGCCCACACUCAAGAGGAGGAAAUCAUGUCUCUACAGAUGAAGCAGCACUCAGACCUGGACCGAGAUUGCAGGGGGGUUGGCGACUCCCUGCACCCGCAUGAUGUGGUUCUGAGGACUGCCUGCCCACCGGACUAUACUCUGGCCAUGAGGCGCUCACCAGAUGACAUCCCGCUCAUGACACCAAACACCAUAACCAUGAUCCCCAGCACCAUGGGAGGGCUCACCUCACUCCACUCUUUCAAUACCUUCCCCAGCAGUGGCCAGAACAACACCCUGCCCCACCCGCACCCACACUCACACUCCACCACCCGAGUAUAGCCCUGUGGAUGCACCCAUGCAGGCGGGACUCUGAUGGCUGAGGCUAAAGCUAAUGCCGCUGACGCAGCAGAGACUGAAGGCCAACUUUCUGACAAACACAAGUAUGUCAUGAGAUGAAAUGCCAUCCUGGAGUUGCCAGAAACCCAUGGAAUUACACUGGGACUGUACGACACCCUGUUAAUACCUGAGGAAAUAUAGUCAAGAGUUUCUGAGGGUUUGGACCAGGGAAAAAAGAAUAAUUAUCUUUUUGUACAAAAAUUUAAGACAAGAAAAAAAUACAUAUAAAGAGCUGAAGAUAAACAACCUCUAAAGCUAAAACAAAGAGGAGGAUGUUUUUUUAUUGUUAUUAUUUUUGUUCUGAUAUUGCAGCAAAACAAGGUACAGUAAAAAUACUUUCUCUUUCUAGCAACAGAUAUGGCCUUCGGGAUCUUUUGACAAAUGACUGCUUGAGAGUAUUAUCUGGAUACAGAAGAGAGCAUCAGACACACCUUGGAGGUGAGAAGAAGGGAGCUCUUUGUAAAAGAAAGAAAGCGCGUUGUUUUCCUUCGGCAUCACGCUAGAGAUUACUCUGUGGGGCACAAUGUAGAUGCCAUGCAAACCAAUUUAGGCAUGUCUUGACAUCAUAAAUGGAGGCUAUGUAAGAUAAGGUAAAAAAGAAAAAAAAACAAUUGUUGAAAAGAGCAAAGGAAAGACUGAAAACUUCAAGAAAAAGAAAUCCUGUAUGCACAACAGAACCAUUUUGAGGAGAAAAAAAUCUUGCAAAUACUUUUCAUCCAUUUAUUUUUGAGGAUUGGGAACAAUUUUAUUGUAUAGAACCUAUUUACAUAUCUAGAUCUGUACACUAAGCACCGAGGCUGUUUAAGCUCUCCUCUUUUCAGAGGGGCAUCCAUACUGCAAACCUGCCAGUAGAACUGAACCAGUAGGAAGUGGGGAUCCACCUACUGGCUUUCUGGCAUUUCCAACUUCAACACAGAGAGCUGGGGGACAAAGGAUAAUUGGAUAUUUUAGCACGAUGCGCAUGACAAUUUAUCUGCUUGAUGGCUGCUCUGCUGAUUAUGUCAUUAUUAAGAAUCAUUUUCACCCUCUCCCUUGCAUUGGAGAAAUUUCAGACAUAUUUCUUGAUUGGAUUACAAGAAAACACACACCCUUGCAGGACCAUGGGAAAUACAAUUCCAGGUUAUGGAUGAUGUGGGCUGGAGUCGGGGGUAGAAAGGGGAGGGGCUGGAAAUAUGGUUCAAAUUUUCUUGCAUAACAUGAUAUAGCUUGAGUGGAGCUGGGCAUAUAAGGACUAGUUUUGUACUCCGUGUGUUGGUACUACUUUUUGAUAGUGGUUAAAUCACAUUACACUGUAUCAAUCAAACUCAUUGUACCUUCAGUUGAGAUCAAUGUUCUUUGGUAUUCUACCUACUUUACCACUAUACCGUAUAGAAGUAAUUACCUGCACUGUUUAUUCCAUUGCCCGGUUUUCUUUACUUUUAACUAGGAGGUGUGUUGACUGUGGUGGAGGGUGAAACUACUGGGGGAAAAAAAUGGUGGGAGAGUGAAUUUCUGGACCGUGUAGAUUUUUUAUUCAUCCAAUUGGGCACUGGAGAGCUCUUUAAACAUGAAUGCCUACACAUGACUAACACAAGUCAAAGGGCAAGAUGAUAGGAAAAGUUAGGGUCACGAUAGGCCAAUUCCCAUUAUGCGCAUUUCAUCUAGUUUUGAUCAUUAGCCAAGGCUGGUUGUGUUAGGAGACACAUUGCGUUGGAAUUAUUGAAUUAUGUGAAGGAAGUAAAAAGGCCUCUCAUAGCAGCUCUGAAGCCCACAGUCACUCCUCUUUACCUCAUUUUGAAGAGCUACUUCUUUUCUUUUUUUAGCCCCACUCGUUUUCUACCAGGGAUUCUCUACUGUCUCAUCUUUUAUACUGAGCUGACAGCUGGGCUGUUUAGCAAAGCGGCUCGUCUCACAUCCGCACUGUCUUCAGUUGACCAUCUACUACAAUGCUGUCUGCCUUUGCUAACAUCUUCAGGUCAGUGAAGCCUCAGCAGCUAACGAUGUUAUCCAUCGGUGUAGAAAUGAGUCACAGUGCAGUCGAAUCCAGUUGCUUAAAAGGUUGGAGUCACUGUGGGGGUAAAGUGGUGAUCUUCAAAGCAGACAGAGACAUGAAUAUCCUAGAUGGCAACUCUAUUGUGCACAGAUAUAGAAAUCUGAAAGCUGGCGCAGAGAUGCUACUUGGUAAGCUGAAACGCUUUUCUCCCUGUUUUCCCUUCGCUAAAAUGUAGAUGUGUAGAGGCCUCUGUUGUGAGAAUUCAUCCUGCCCCUUUUGGCUUCCUUACAGGCACUGUGCAGUCAUUCAAAAUAAUGAGUGCAGACUACUGUUACCCCAUGUAACAUUGUGGCAGACAAGCUGGAUGAGGGGAUAAAAUCUUGUCUCUCACAGGAAAUGUUGCUUUUUGGAAUACGAUUUAAAUUGAAUAAACUAAUUUUAUCUGUUGGCUCCAGAUUGUUUCUCUGGAUUAAAUGAACAGCCAGUGCUUGAGCUGGGAUUGAAACAAAAGAAAGAUUCCAAGGUUAUUAUCACACAUCAUCCUCGUGGGAAUUUCAGAAUCUGGGGAAAAUCUGCUCUGUAGUUUUGUUGGCACUGUAUCGACAAAUCAAAAGCUUUCAUACUUUAAUACCGAUAAUAUGUAUAAACAAUCUCAUACACAACCAUGUGAUAAGAAAUUACACCUGGGCUUUCCAAGUAUUUUGUUUCCCCACACAAAAUGUUUUAUAUAGGAAAACCCUCUACUUGAACUCAAGAUUUAUUAGACCCAUAUAAAAAGCAACAUGACCUUGUUUUUGUAACCCAAUUGCUCAAAUGCACUUCACUAGAUGUGGAAAGGACUCUUGAAAGAAAAUUAAAUGAUGACGUUGGCUGUGCAGGGAUUUAGGAACAUUUGUGCCUGAAUAUGGGCAUCAGCAACAAAGUAAUUCCUAUUAUGUAGGUUACUAAUUUAAAAUGUGCAAAGAGUCACAUGGGGUAGGUCAGAUUGCACAACGUGAGUCCAAGCAAGACAAACAAAAUCUGUUUUUCUUUGUUUAUAUUGGUUUAUUACUGUUUUCUCGCAUUUGAAUACCAAAACAAUGUGUUUCAUGAUGUAAAUCCAGUGGAGCACUACACUUGUUCACUUUUUUGGCUACAAACAUGGCAAAAACAAAAUAAGAUUUUCAUCUGUUAAUUUUUUGUUUGUGUUGUUUUGAUUUUUUUUUUGUUACAGUGAACAUUUGAUACUUUAAUAUGACACUUAAACCAUUGAAUUUACAAUCCCCGUUGACUAGACAUGACCCUCUGCAUGCCUACUGCAUGUAUGUAAGUAUACAGUGCACCCAAACAUGCAGUUGCAACAAAAAAAUGUCACUUUCUAUGAUCAAUCUUCCGCACAUGCUGUGGAAGAUCAUAUCCUAUGAUUAAUUGGGAUCCAGUGUUCAAUCUUUAAAAUCUCUUAGCUAACUCACAAGAAGUAUCCAGUGGUCAACCCGUUCCAAAACAGCCAUCUCAAAAGACAAAAAGCACUAUGUAGUUUUGUCUUUUGUCUGGUGGAACCACAGCUUACAUGACUUUCCAUCACAUUUUAGGAUUGCAUUUUACAUAAAUCCACGUAAUAUGACAAAUCAUUCUGCAUUUUAGUCAUAUUGCUUUACAAAGCAUCCCAAAAAACAUUUCCCUUUUGAAGUUUGCAAAACUGCAGCAUUAGCAGUAGGAUGAAAGGCACUGAGAACGAGCAAUUACAACUCUACAUGAAAAUAUCACAGGGGUUGAGAUCGUAUAUAGCUAGCACUUGCCAAAUUCAAACAUUGCUCUCCAGAGAAAUGACAAAGGGGCAAAAGCAGGGCCACCCACUGAAUUAAACAUAUAAUUGCACUGAUGGGUAAAUAGUCAAGCAAUUGCAAGGCCAUGCUAAGUGGGUGACAGCCAGGGAUGAAUCCUAAUUAAUAACUUGCCAUGCAUCCAAUUGUCUGAUUGAUGAUAGUUGAAAAAUGUAAACCAACUGUAGCGUGAAAAGAAAUGAGAGAAAUGUUGGUCAGCACCUGACAUAUUUGGGAUUAUAAAUGGAAAUUGCUAGAAACUGCACUGAACUUAAUUUAUAGUGGCAGUUGCUAACAAGAUUUAGCCUCUGCAGUGACUACAUGCAAAUAUAGUCCAAAUUUUCUCAUAAGGAAAAAGCAGUUGUGCUAGAUUGCUUGAGGAUGUAAAACUAGACAGGAAGACAGCAAAACUUUUUGCAGGAAAAUGCAAAACGCAAUGACUCAAUCAGGAAAUAUAUAAGUAAGCAAAUGCAUUAAAUGCAUUUAACAGUUUUGACAGUUGUGUAUGGAAAAACAUGGUUAUCAAAGCAAAUUGAAAGCUAAUUGGCAUAAUUUGUGAGAAAAUUGCAACUUCGCACCUUUACUGAGACUGAAGCAAAGUUAAGACAAAAUGGUAUUUGACUGAUGGCAUAAAACCCUAUCAAAAUCAUAUCGCACGACUCCACUUAACAUACCCAAAAUGUGUAUUUCUAGAUUUGUUCUUUUAUUGUCUUAACAGCACCAAAAUUCAGUAAUUUUCACCAAGGCAACCUUACUGGAAGACUGAUGCAUUUCAAAGCAAACUAACUUGUUUUGCCUGGUGACAUUUUCUCUAUUAAAAUUCGCAAUCUUUGGGUAAGAAAUGGUCCACAUCUAAAGCCGUGUCACCUUUUAAGCUGUGUGUUGAAUAUGCUCUGUGAAAAUGUCAAUAUUCCUUUCUUAGUGUUUCCAUUAAAAUACAUUUUUUAUGGUAUAAGGAAUAUCUCAAAUGCAUUUCCUACCUCAUAGAUCAUUUGCAAAUAAUAACUUUUGUGAAUGUUGCAUUUUCCAUCCUGCUGUUAUUCUCUUGUAUCGAUAGUAAAGUUUUAUCAGGCGUUACCCUGUCCAGCUGUCAGUAAGCAUUGCCAACCCCUGCAGCCGCCACAAAUGUAGGUCAUGUCUCCCUGCUCUUGACACGAAUGUAAACGGUUGUGUACAUAUGAUGGUAGGUACUAGCAGUGCUGAGACUUUAUCAUUUAAAAGAUGCUUAACAGCACCUCUAGUGGUCAUAGGUUCCACAGGGUACCUCAGAGUUGUGUUCUUCAUGUUGGAAAAAUCUCAGCUCACAACUAAAGUACAACUACAUGUGUUUUUAAGAAAGGGCUAGCUUUUAAUAGACUAGGGCUAAGAAACGUAUAUAAUUAUGAAACGUAUGACUGAAACAAGGUGAUAAAUUUUCCCAAUCAACAGAACAGGGGCCGCUACAGAAACCAAGUUGCCCUUCUCUUUUCAUCUAAUUCUUUGAAGUUUUGAUUCACUGCUAAGAAGGAAAAAAGGAAAAAGAAAAAAAUCCUUCCUUUCUGAUUUUAGGAAACUGGAGUAAUUGACACUCAUUUUUUAAACGUUACAUAUCCAAUCCCAGAGUGCCACUGAGACUUUGCUACACAUAUAUGACACUCUUUUCAAUGAGAAGCAUUUUGAUUACGUUAAAGAGUGGGAAAUGUCAUAAACAUAUAUUCUCUUAACACAUCUUUUUAAAGUUAGGGCAAGUCACACGCCUGCCCUAUGAUAGAGGAAACAUUAAGCCUUAAAACUGAGAACUAAUAACAAUAAAACUUUAUUGGAUAGUGAAAUGAGCAAAUUAAAUACGAAGGAAGUUCAAAUUUAAUUGCAGUUAUUAUACUGUUUAUACACUGUGGUAGUUUUACGUGGAACAUUACAGAGUUAUGAGGAAAAGGGUAUACCUUUUGUUUGAGUGCUGUGUACCAUAACAUCAUAAACAUACACCUUUUGCCCAUCUUUUUCUAUUUCAACCUGGUUCAUAACUGAAUUUCUCUUAUUUUUAAGGAGAUUAUUAAAAGUCUGCUAUUUUCCAAAGCCGUCGCGGGCAGGUUGAGCACACUGAUUACGUGCAGCAUGCGUGGGCAGGAGGGUCUUUACAUGUGUGUUUGCUAAAAUACACACAUCUUCAAAACAACAACAGCUAAAACACACAGCACACACAGUUGUAAAAUCUUAAACAUGACCUGCAAAAAUCCGUCACCCCCUUUUGAAUGCAUAUGCUGGUAUGCUCCUUUGUCAGCCUUGUAAACAUUAUUUCCAUUAGUGUUUAAUUCUAUAUUGUGCCUAUUUUGUGUUUCUGUGUUGAAUAUUUAAAUAUUCUGUUUAUUUUGUGUCAUAUGAUGUCUUGCUUGUCCUGAAUAAGACUUGAAUUUGGAUUUAUUGGCUUUGUGCUUGUAGCAGCACUCAUUUGUAAGAGUGUUGACAUUCAAAUGGCAGAUGUGAGAUAUUAGUCUGAGAAUGCCCCAUAGUUGAGAAUGACUCCCAUCUGGUGUCACCCUCCUUUAAAAAAUUGUGUCCAAUUAGCCCAGUCUCAUGGCAGCUUGUGAAAUAGUCCCAAAAAUGUGAUCUGUGCGCUUCUGUACAGGAUGACUUUUGCUUUAAUCGUGACAGAGAAGCAACACUCCCAUCAGAUGCGACUUAUCUACCAGAAAAUUACUUUUAGUAAAACGAUAGCGUAUAAGAAGAAUAAAACAAAAGAAUGGUAAAAAUGUCUCUUUGAUUAAGUUCUUGUAGUUAUGCCACUAUCCUCCUACUUUCUUGAGUGGACUUUAGUACAUUAAAGUGGAAGCUGUCUUGAUGUUUACAUACGUAACAUAUAGGUAUUAUUUACAUCUAUUUUUCAAGCUACCGUGAGACGGUGUUAGUCUGCCAUUUGCAAAAGGGGAAGUUUCACCCAAUCCAGGUAGCAUUUCUUCGGUCAUUUCUUUUGACUCCCAGCACCACUAGAUUUUAUUAAGCCAGUCAAGAAGGGUGAGUAUACAUCCAAACAGUUUGGGACUGCAAACACUUGUGAAACCCUGUUCUAGGGGGAAGCUUCAUUUUUUUUUUGUUCUUGUGUAAAGCUACGCAGAUCGUGGUCGACAGUGAGCCUGUGCUGUAGUGCAAGGGCAGAGAGGAACGAGCACUGCGAAUGAAUGUAACGCAACGUGCCAUUUUCUGACCUCAAAGCGCAGCAGAAACAACAAUUAAACCUCAGAUUCAUCCUGAGAGGUUUGUGCAAGCAGUCUGAAAGCUAAAGGUGGAUUUGUUCUUUGAAAGUCAUGUGAACCGGAGGAACUAUGUGAGCAGGUCUGGCAUUUGUAUUGUAGAUUAUUUGUCACUUGUCUUUCUUUCUGGUUAAAUAGUAAUUACUCUUCUGGAGCACAAUAAAUGAUUUUAAUAUGCUGA